This is a messenger RNA of Gavialis gangeticus (Gharial), 2229 nucleotides long. RefSeq names its product tetratricopeptide repeat domain 19 (gene TTC19). Gene Ontology annotation, cellular component: mitochondrial inner membrane. Gene Ontology annotation, biological process: mitochondrial respiratory chain complex III assembly. Gene Ontology annotation, molecular function: protein binding. The transcript has 10 exons. The coding region runs from base 1 to 1059 and encodes 352 amino acids. Lineage: Eukaryota; Metazoa; Chordata; Crocodylia; Gavialidae. The record is from RefSeq and is a predicted model, not a curated record.
AUGCUUGCGGCGCUACCCCGGGCCCUGGCGCGGCUCGCGACAGCGGGAGGGGGGCGGGGCUGUUUGGGUGGGGGGUCCUGCCACGUGUACUGGGGGAUCACAGGUGUUGGGGGUUGUGGGGCCCUGGCCCUGCUCCGUCUCCCUGCAGCUUUCUCCCUGUUCUCCAACCAUGCGGCGGAGGCUGGUGAGGCAAGCGCGGACACCGAGGAUGCCAUUAUAACCCUGCUGAAGAAAGCCAAGCUCAGCGUCACGACGGGCGAACUGGAGGAGGCAGAGAAGCUUCUGCACCAAGCUGCCCGCCUGGCCCAGCAGUCGCAGCACAGGCAGGCCAUCGUCUACACCUACACCAUGAUGGCGAACCUGGCGCUUCUGCGAGGGCAGCUGGACAGUGCAGAGAAACUCUUCAAAGCAGCAAUAAGCUUCUUGCUGGCUGGGGACACUAAGCAGGAUGACAACGCGAUCAUCGAGAUGUCCCUCAAGCUGGCCAGUAUCUAUGCUGCUUGGAACCAAGACCAGCAGGCUCUCGCAGGCUACAAGUUCUGCAUCCUGACCCUGGAGGAGAAAAUAGCUGCGCAGAAGGACUUGCCUGAAGACGUCCUCCCUGCAGAGAAAAGAGCCAACACCCACCUCCUGCUCGGAUUGAGCCUGGACUCCUACGGCCGUUACCUCCUCACUCGCAACCAGCCGACUGUGGCCCAAAUAAUGUAUGAGAGAGCCCUGCAGAUAUCCAAGGACAUCCAGGGAGAGACCCAUCCACAGACGGUGGUCCUGAUGAGCGACUUGGCGACCGCGCUGGAUGUGCAGGGACGCUACGACGAAGCAUACACCUACGUGAAAAGGGCAGCAGAGUUGGCGAAACAGACGAAGCAUCCCGAGGAGCACGUGGUGCUGAACAACCUGGCUGGAAUUCUGAUGCAUAAAGAAGACUUUCUGCAAGCAAAACAUGUAUAUGAAGCAGCCCUGAAGCAGGCACAAGAGAAGGGAGAUGAUGCGUCUGUCCAGCACAUCCAGAAGCAGCUGGCCAAGCUGGCCACGUGGAGAAAGGCACAAACCCCAUAGGUGGCAAUGUACAGAGGUAGCUUGAAGCAUCACAGGGGGCCAGGAGGUGGCUUGCGCACAGCACAGGCAUGUUGGGAUCUGGGGGGAACUAAAAGGACAAAUUACAGGCUCAGUGCUGAGUGAGCAGGGGAGUACGGGAGGUGUUGCUGUGGCCUUCUUUUGUCUGGCCCCAAAUAAAGCAUUAACUGUUAUAGAUGCCCAAGUGAGUUCUCUUCUGUACUUUGCCUGGCCUGAGGUUAUUUAGUAUACGUCUCAGCCUCUGACCUUUGUAUUCUUGUGCUUAAAGGCAUCCAAAAAAGAAAGCUUAGCCUCCCUGGGGGAAAACACAUUCUGCUUCCAAGCUGGGUCACAGCUUGGGAGGAACGUCUAGGUCAGUCCAUGCUUCCUGUCGGCUCUCUUGCUCAUACUGCACUAACAGAGCCACAGAACUAACUGCAGCAACUUCCUGCUGCAAAAGAAAAAUCGUAAGUGCUUUCUGAGCCUGAACAGAAGGCGGCUACUUCGUGUUCUACCCCAGCAGGCAAGGAGCACGGGAGAUGUGAUAAAAUAACAGUUACCCACACAAGUCUACCUAGGCUAGCAGAGCUAGCACUGGUAUUUUGGUGACUGCUAAGAUGCUGAGGCAGCAACUAGUUAAGAAGCUGUUCUUAGCUAGUGAUCACAGCUCUGUUUAGUUGUACAGCAGAGCAAUUAUGCAUUCAGCCCUGGUCCUCUGUAUUACAGUGUGUCCUGCAUUUCUUCAGUGUGCAUGUUCACUGAAGAGCCCUGACAGUUGCAAGGAACUGAAAGCCCGUGCAUUUCCUACCACACUUACUGGAGGAUGAAGCAUCUUACAGGUGCCCAAUGCACAUGUCUAACUCUGCUUCCAUGUCAAAGUGUCACAUUGCUGUACUUUAACUCUUACCAUGGCAUAGGAGUGGAGGGAGCUCAGAGCUCCAUGAGGCUGCUUCCAUCAUUGCUGUACAAACUUGUGCCUACUGUUAUCAGCUUGGCUAGAGGCUGUAAAUGAGAGGGAGAGACAGGCAAAGCAAGUGGAGAACUGAUCCCCUUUAUUGAUUGGUCUGAAUCCAGAAGUCACUGUCUACUGAAGACAUUGUGUGAAAAAAGUAUUAAAUUUUAUCAUGACACAUGGGUUUUUCAAGUCUUGAAUGUUUUCGUAUCAGAAUCACC